CGCCGUGGCGGCAGGCCGCCAUUUUGUGAGUCUAUAAAUGCUUGUAGCGAGACUCGCUAGUGAUUCCGCGAACCUGAGAGUGCCAUGGACGGACGCUUGGAGACAGAUUUGUAUCCUCUGGGAUCCAGCUACGUCACUGACAUUGACGGUGUCCACGAUAUAACAGUCGGCACAAAGAGAGGAUCCGACGAACUCUUUUCCUCCUGCGUCUCUAACGGUCCCUAUAUCAUGAGUUCAGGAGCAGCGAACGGGAACGACAGUAAAAAGUUUAAAGGAGACGUGCGGAGUCCCAGCGCCCCCUCUCGAGUCAUCCACGUCAGAAAGUUACCCAGCGACAUCAACGAGGCCGAGGUGAUCUCGCUCGGACUUCCUUUCGGCAAGGUCACCAACCUGCUGAUGCUCAAGGGCAAAAAUCAGGCGUUUCUGGAGAUGAACACUGAGGAGUCUGCUCAGACGAUGGUGAACUAUUACUCCUCCGUCACGCCGGUCAUCCGCAAUCAUCCCGUCUUCAUGCAGUACUCCAACCACAAGGAGCUGAAGACCGACAACUCACCCAAUCAAGUGCGUGCCCAGGCAGCCCUGCAGGCGGUGAACGCAGUUCAGACGGCCAGCGUGCCCCUCAGCGGGGUGGAUGCUGGAGGAUCCGGCAGUCAGAGUCCUGUACUGAGGGUGAUUGUGGAGAACCUGUUCUAUCCUGUCACACUGGAGGUUCUUCACCAGAUCUUCUCCAAGUUUGGCACGGUCCUAAAGAUCAUCACGUUCACCAAAAACAAUCAGUUUCAGGCUCUGGUCCAGUACUCGGAUGCUAUGACUGCUCAGCACUCUAAGCUGUCUCUGGAUGGACAGAACAUUUAUAAUGCUUGCUGUACGCUGAGAAUCGGCUUCUCCAAACUCACCAGCCUGAACGUCAAGUACAACAAUGAUAAGAGCAGAGACUACACACGGCCCGAUCUGCCCACAGGAGACGGCCCCUCCUCGCUCGAACCUCAGACUCUCACCAGUGCCUUCACUCCUGGGUUGAUCUCUGCAUCUCCGUUUGCGAGUGCUCACGGUUUCCCUCCAGCGUUCACCCUCCAGCAGGCUGCAGGUUUGUCUCUUCCCGGCGUUCCCAGCGCGUUGGCGUCUCUGGGUGUUCCUACGGCGGGUCGACUCUCUCUGGCUGGCCUCAACACCGCCGCACACGCCGUCCUGCUCGUCAGUAACCUGAACCCCGAGAGCGUUACGCCCCAAUGCCUCUUUAUUCUUUUCGGUGUGUACGGCGAUGUGAUGAGAGUGAAGAUCCUCUUCAAUAAGAAAGAGAACGCUCUGGUGCAGAUGGCAGACGCAACACAAGCACAACUCGCGAUGAGUUAUCUGAAUGGACAGAAGCUCUAUGGGAAGGCUCUGCGUGUGACCUUGUCCAAACACACCACCGUGCAGCUUCCCCGAGAGGGACACGAGGACCAGGGACUCACUAAAGACUUCUCCACCUCUCCUCUACACCGCUUUAAAAAACCUGGCUCCAAGAACUACUCCAACAUCUUCCCUCCGUCCUCCACCCUCCACCUGUCCAACAUCCCACCCUCUGUUGGUGAAGAUGAUCUUAAAGGGCUGUUCAGAAGUUCAGGAGCCACAGUGAAAGCCUUCAAGUUUUUUCAGAAGGACCACAAGAUGGCGCUAAUCCAGUUAAGCUCAGUGGAGGAGGCCAUUGAGUCUCUCAUUGAGUUCCACAACCACGAUCUUGGUGAAAACCAUCACCUCCGUGUCUCCUUCUCCAAAUCCACCAUCUGAGACUCGCAUGCAGGGUUAAACACCACACACACACAAUCACGUGCACACACACACACUUCAUCAUUCCUUGUUCUAAUUAUACACAGACCUGAACAAACCCAAUAUUUUCAUUUGGGUUUUAUUUGUAAUCUUUUUAUUUCCUCGCACACUUAAUCUUCUGGUGCAAAAACAAGAAAACGUGAUUAUCAUGUAUCUAUAUACAUUAUAUAUAUAUAUAUCUCUAUACGCUGAUCGUCUUUCUGCAGGAUUCUGGGAAAAUAUUUCUUCUUUUUGCAAUCAUAGAUGCUGCCUGGUUCACACUUAGUGCCUACACACACAUGCGCACACGCGUGCACACACACACACGCGUGCACACACGGCCACUUUGAAUUUUUAAAUAAUUAUCCUUUCUGCCUUUCAAAAAAAAAAAAAAAACAGUGCCUUAUAUGGUCACUUCCUGUUAGACCGGAACACUCGAUUUUUCUUCCUGAUAAAUCCACUUAAAGCCUUAUUGGGUUUUUAUAAAAGAAAAAAAGAUUCAAAUCAGGUUUAUUUGCAUAUCAGGUUCCUCCCCAUGCAGUAAUUUAUUCUUUAUUUCUGUUAUUUGGCUAUUAUAUAAUUUGACUGGUGUAGAAUGUUGGCGAUUUAUAAACGUGUGAAUUCUCUUCUGUUUGGAGGGCGUGUGUGUCUCUCAGCCGGACAGCACACGAUUGGUUAUAAAGCAGGUUAAUUUGCAUAUUUGUAUCCUUAUUUCCUUUUAUGGUAUAAAGAAUCUUUUAUAUUCUAGAAGCUAGAUUAUUUUUCUUGUGUGUAUGGAGUCACCACUUCAGGGUUUUCUCAUAGUUGUGAUUGUGAACAAUUUUUGGGUUUGUGUAUUAAUUAUUAAUGUUUGUGUAUAAGACACGCCCCCUCCUUGUUAGCAUAUAUUGGCAUAUUAAGAGUCAUGUGACGUUGAGGCUUUUUUUUUAUUAUUCUGAUUAUAGUUCUGUGCUAGAACCAUGUUCCUGACUGAUUUAAGGGACAGAGAUGAGUUUAUAUCCCGUUAUUCUUAUUUUUCAGAGUUGAAGGAAAAAAGUGCCUUAAAUUCAGCCAAGUGAUUUAUUAAUUACUGAAUAAUGUGAUUAAUUGAAUCACAUGAUUUAUUUUUCUAUUCACGGAUCAGUUAAAAACAUUUUUGUAAAAUAAACGGAAGAGUCGGGACUUCAUUCAUGGCUCAUUUGCAUAAUUCUGAUCAGGACCAAUCACAAGCCCAUUUUGCCUUCUAGAAUAAAUUUGAAUAAGAGAGGAUUAAAUUUGAGUGUUUCUGGGAAAAUGUUUGGAAUUGAUCUUCUAUAUUGUAGCUUGAGAUGGAUAAAUGUAGCCUCGUCCUGGUAGUUCACCUCGUUAUUAAUGUUAUUUCUUCACGAUUCUCACCCACACGUGCACUCGUGCAGAUUAGUGAUGUAUUUCUGCACUAAUGAUUUAUUUUGACUCCCUCAAACACGGACCUCCACAACAGACACCUUCUUCCAUCCUCUUAAUGUCUUAAACAAACCUGAAUUGGUUCUUGGGCACUUUGUGGUUAUAAACCAAGUUAACGUGAGAUGUUGACGUUUUCACAUUCCUGUUUAUACAUCAUUUAUUUACACUUUUUUACACCAAACACCCAGACAUCAAGUUUUACUGCAAACUCGAGUAAACGAAGAGGCUCCAGUGUCUGUUUAAGCCACGCCCCCCUACCUGAGUCAGGUACUGGUACAGGGCACUAAUCUGUAGGCUUUUAGAGGUGACACUGUACCUCCAUCAUUUACUCACAUUCCUGUUCCACACACACCUCGAUUUUCUCUGGAGGCCUUUAAAUCGAACACACAGACCAAAACAAACAGUCUUAAAAGUGGUGCGUUCCAGACCACGUUCCAGGUGUUUUCCACUCCUGCUGUUGUGGAACGGCAGACUCCCGCCCUUUUCUUUCCUGUCUUUAUGUAUAUUUUGAUAAACGGAUUUGUAGAGCGUUUGUUUUGUAUUUACACAGAAUAUUAAAGAUGUUCCAUCA
Molecule: messenger RNA, 3781 nt
Organism: Silurus meridionalis
Lineage: Eukaryota; Metazoa; Chordata; Actinopteri; Siluriformes; Siluridae
Gene: ptbp1a
Product: polypyrimidine tract binding protein 1a
Exons: 16
Coding region: 85-1770 (561 amino acids)
Biological process (GO): mRNA processing; regulation of cell differentiation; regulation of RNA splicing
Cellular component (GO): nucleus
Molecular function (GO): mRNA binding
Source: RefSeq, a predicted model, not a curated record